AGCCUGGUUUCUCAGGGGUCCAGACGUUUACAUUUUGUGGGGUGUUUAUGAUUGUCAGAUGGAGUCUCUAAGAACAAUGCAUUUGGCAAUUUUACUUUUCUUACUUCAGGUGGCUUGGUGUGAGUAUGCGGAGUCUGAACCAUGUUCCUCUGGCUUCACUUCUCAUCUCUUCACCUUCAGAGUCCACAGAGAACGCCUGCACAGAGGCACAGAGGUUGGGAAAGUUCUUUUCAGUGACUGCAGUGGACAGACGCAGCCCCUCUUUGACUCGGAUGACGAGCAGUUUCAAGUGAGCGCCGACGGCACUGUGAAACUGAUGGGACCGAUCACUCUUGAUAACGGUCACAAGUCAUUCACCGUCCAUGCUCAGGACUCCGCGGGCAUGAAACACACCGCUUAUGUGAGAGUGGAUCUGGAGGACAGAGACUGGCAUCAGAAAGAUACAGAGGAAGCCAACCUUUUACAGACUGAAUCCCACUCAAAUCUUCCAGUCCUUGAGUUUCCAAAAUCUUCAGGAGGGUUGAGGAGGAGAAAAAGAGAUUUGGUGAUUCCUCCAAUACGUAUCAUAGAGAAUGAAAAGGGGCCUUUUCCCAAGCGGGUGGCCGAGAUCAAAUCCAGUAAAGCCAAAGAAUCGAAGAUGGUGUAUGAAAUCAGUGGUGAGGGUGCAAACCUGCCUCCAGUAGGGAUUUUCACCAUAGACAGAUCCACUGGUUGGCUCUCUGUGUCAAAGCCUCUAGACAGAGAGGUGAAACCUCGUUAUGUGCUUCAGGUUAAAGUGUUUUCGCCGGUUGACCCCAAUAUAAUGGAACCUCCCAUGGAGGUAAUCGUGGAGGUGAUGGAUCAGAAUGAUAAUCGCCCCGUCUUCACCCAAGAUCCUUUCCUUGGCAGCGUACCAGAAGUUUCGAAAAUAGGAUUUGAGUUCAUGACCACAACAGCUACCGAUGCAGACGAUCCUAACACUCUCAACGGCGAUAUCAGAUACACCAUCAUCAGUCAGGAUCCAGCCCUGCCUCGACCAAACAUGUUCGCCAUCCACCCAAUCACUGGAGCGAUCCGACUGAAUUCUGAAGGACUGGACAGAGCGAAAUAUCCUAAAUACAUCUUGGAGAUUCAAGCAGCAGAUAUGGAGGGUAACGGCCUCCUAGCCAAAGGAAGAACUGUUAUUACUGUCACAGACGGGAACGCUGAGACUGAUCACAAAUCUGAAGGGAUGCAGUUGAUCGUUUCCCAGAUUAUCAUCCCAGAGAACGACAGAGGCCCUUUUCCCAAGCAGAUCGCCCAGAUCAAGUCCAGUCAUUCCAAAAAGACUAACAUGGUGUACAGCAUCAAGGGUGAAGGGGCUGACCAGCCUCCGGUGAAUGUUUUCAGUGUGGAUAAAAGCACUGGUUGGCUCUCUGUGUCAGGUCCUCUAGACCGAGAGAUAAUAAAACAGUACGAGCUUGAGGCCCACGCUGUCUCAGCUGAUGGCAGUGUACAUGAACCUCCUAUGAAGAUCCACAUCCUCGUGAUUGACCAGAAUGAUAACAAGCCUGUGUUUACCCAACCUCAGUUCCAAGAGAGUGUAGCACAAGCUUCAGAGAUAGGAUUUGAGCUCCUGACCGUCACAGCCACCGAUGCGGACGAUCCUAACUCUGACAACGGCGAAAUCAGAUACACCAUCAUCAGCCAGGAUCCAGCCCUGCCUAAACCAAACAUGUUCGAUAUCAACCCAAACACCGGAGCGAUCAAAGUCAACGCUGAAGGACUGGACAGAAAAAAAUAUCCUAAAUACACCCUGGAGGUUCAGGCAGCAGAUAUGCAUGGUAACGGCUUCACCGUGAGAGCUAAAGCUGUAAUCGCUGUAACAAGUCACCUGGCAGCGUCACCGUCGAAACUACCUGCUGAAGCUCAUUUCCUCAAACCCACACGGAGAAGGUUUAAAUCUGCGACCAGUGCGAGUGGAUUUUGGUGUGGAAUUAAACACGAUCUGUGUUUGAGUUGUGCUCGGGGAAUGGAGGCUGUAUUGAGUGUGCGGUGUGGACUUCUCCUGGUUUUAUUACAGGUUGUUUGGUGCGGAUAUGCAGAGAAGGAGCCAUGUUCUCCUGGCUUCACUUCUGAUCUUUUCCACUUCAAAGUGUACACAGAACACCUGACCAAAGGCACAAGGCUUGGCACAGUUGUUUUCGACGAUUGCACUGGGAGAACGCGGACCCUCUUCGACUCGGCUGACAGGCGGUUUCAUUUGAACAGUGAUGGCACAGUGAAGGUCAAGAGGCCGGUUACUCUUCAUGACGGUCACAAGGUCUUCACGGUUCAUGCUUGGGACUCCAAUGGCAAGAAGCACACUGCACAUGUGAAAGUGGAACACGUGGUUAGCGCUGGCCACCAUCAUGGCCACCAUCAUGGCCAUCAAAAACACACUGAGCCAGUCCAGCAUGCACAGAAAGAAACCCCCUCCGAUCUUCCAGUCCUUGAGUUUCCAAAAUCUUCAGGAGGGUUGAGGAGGAGAAAAAGAGAGUGGGUGAUUCCUCCAUUCCAAAUCUCAGAGAAUGAAAAGGGGCCUUUUCCCAAGCACAUGGUCCAGAUCAAAUCCAAUAAAGUCAGAGAAACGAAGAUGGUGUAUGAAAUCACUGGUGAGGGUGCAAACCUGCCUCCAGUAGGGCUUUUCACCAUAGACAGAUCCAGUGGUUGGCUCUCUGUGUCAAGGCCUCUAGACAGAGAGGCGAAACCUCGUUAUGUGCUUCAGGCUAAAGCUUUUUCACCGGUUGACCCCAGUAUAUUUGAAUCUCCCAUGGAUGUAAUCGUGGAGGUGAUGGAUCAGAAUGAUAAUCGCCCCGUCUUCACCCAAGAUCCUUUCCUUGGCAGCGUACCAGAAGUUUCAAAAAUAGGAUACGAGUUCAUGACAGUCAAUGCCACCGAUGCGGAUGAUCCCAGCACUACAAAUGCAGAUAUCAUAUACACCAUUAUCAAACAGGAGCCGCUACUUCCACAACCAAACAUGUUCGAUAUCAACCCUGUUAGCGGAGCCAUCCGAGUCAAUGCUGAUGGGCUGGACAAAGAAAAAUAUCCAAAAUACAUAUUGGAGAUUCAGGCAGCAGAUAUGGAGGGUAAAGGCCUCACAGCCGUAGGAAGAGCUGUUAUUACUGUAUCAGACAGCAACGACAACGCACCCCAGUUUGAAAAGUCUUCGUACAAUGUGUCUGUACCGGAGAACCAAGUGAAUGUUGAGGUGGUGAGAAUGCUCGUCACAGAUGGAGAUGAGGAACUCUCACCUGCCUGGGCAGCAACGUUCAAGAUUGUUACUGGUAACAGUGCUGGAUUUUUUAGCAUUAGCACUGGUCCUAGCAAACAGGAGGGCAUCAUUACUACUGUUAAGCCGCUGGAUUAUGAGAAGAACAGAAAGAUCGUUCUGGAGGUUGCUGUGGAGAACGACGCUCCUUUUGCUUUACCCAUGACCACCUCUACUGCCACUGUCACCGUCAACGUUCUGGAUGUGAACGAGGCUCCUGUGUUCGACCCAGUGGAGAAGGAGAUUUCCAGAGCUGAAGAUCUGGCGGUUGAUAGUGAGCUGACCGUGUACACCGCCACCGAUCCUGACAUAGAAAAGUCUCAGAAACUGACGUAUCGUGUGAACAGUGAUCCAGCCGGCUGGCUGAACGUUAACAAAGCAACUGGAGUGAUCAGGGUCAAGAGUCCAAUGGACAGAGAGUCUAGUUUUGUAAAAGAUGGCAAAUACAGAGCAACAAUCUUGGCUGUUGAUGAUGACGACCAUCCAGCGACCGGUACAGGAACUCUUGUAAUUCAGUUGUUGGAUGUAAAUGAUAAUCCUCCCACCAUCGAACAAAGAGAAAUUAAAGUUUGCAAUAAGCAGUCAGACCCGAUGACGCUGUCUGUGACUGAUAAGGACGGGCCUGAAUUUGGUGCUCCAUAUAGAGUGGAUCUGCAGGGAGAUAGUAGGAACAACUGGACUGCCAGGAUGAACGAUACAAAAACUGGAAUUAUGCUUACACUUUCGAAGCAACUCGAGCAGGGCAAAUACAACGUCAUUCUCAGGGUGUAUGACAACAACGACCUCGCGCAGGACAACACUGUCCUCGCCACUGUGUGUGACUGCACAGGAGGAGCGGUGACGUGUUCGGAGAAAGCUGUGGCUGGCUUCGGUCUCCCCUGGAUCCUUGGAGUUCUUGGAGCUAUUCUCGCUCUGCUCUUGCUGGUUCUGCUGCUUCUCCUGUUCAUGAGGAAGAAAAGCACUUCAAAGAAGGAGCCUCUUCUUGCAGAUGACGAUAUCCGAGAUAACAUCUACUACUACGAUGAGGAAGGAGGUGGAGAGGAUGAUCAGGACUAUGAUUUAAGUGUUCUACACAAGGGCCUUGACAACCGUCCUGAUGUGUUUCGUAACGACGUGGCUCCAACCUUCAUGUCUGCGCCACAAUAUCGACCACGGCCUGCAAACCCAGAUGAGAUUGGCAACUUUAUUGAUGAUAAUCUAAAGGCAGCUGAUAACGACCCUACCGCCCCUCCCUACGACUCCCUGCUGGUGUUCGAUUAUGAAGGUGGAGGAUCAGAGGCAGGAUCCCUCAGCUCCUUACACUCUGACAGCUCUGGAGAUCAGGACUACGACUGUCUCCACGAGUGGGGACCACGAUUCAAGAAGCUAGCCGAUAUGUACGGAGGAGGAGAGGACUAAUAGCCGAGAGAGGGAGAGGAACUCUUUAAAUGUAAAGAAGUACGCGCGGUGUUGCAUGCAGCACAUGGAUGGAUGUAAAUAUGGGACAGUUUUUUUUAUAGUUUUUUGCAAUAUUUUUGGCUUAUGAUAAAUAUAAGCGCUGUUGAAAAAGGGCCAAAACAGCAUUGCUGAAUUAUUAUUUUUCUGAUGCAUUCUUUAUAUUCUGCAUGGUUUUCAAAAGCACUGGAGGUACAGAGAUUAAUUAUCUAUAAAUAAAAUAUUUUACAAAGUGUUUAUGUACCUCUUUAUAUUCUAGCUGUUUUAAUGCAAGGACAAGAGUUCAUUCUGUCUGUCUUCAUUAUGUACUUCUGCCCUUCUGUAUUGAUGAUUCACCUUUAAGUUGUAUGUACUUUUUUAUUAUUAAAUUUUUCUGAUCAUUUUGUUUAAAAUA
This is a messenger RNA of Trichomycterus rosablanca, 5096 nucleotides long. Its product is annotated as cadherin-1-like. Gene Ontology annotation, molecular function: cadherin binding; calcium ion binding. Gene Ontology annotation, biological process: cell morphogenesis; homophilic cell-cell adhesion; calcium-dependent cell-cell adhesion. Lineage: Eukaryota; Metazoa; Chordata; Actinopteri; Siluriformes; Trichomycteridae. The record is from RefSeq and is a predicted model, not a curated record. Gene Ontology annotation, cellular component: catenin complex; adherens junction; cytoplasm. Bases 59 to 4666 code for a protein of 1535 amino acids. The transcript is spliced from 29 exons.